GGUUCCUGUUAGCCACGCACAGCCAACCAGAACAGAUCGCGUUUACACUACAAGGCAGAAAAAGAACCCUCUGGCACCGGAUAACUCGCCGAACCGUUCGACCAGCUCACUGUAACCCACCCGGACCACGACACCGGCUUCCCCUCGGGAUCAGACACCAUGGUCCCGCUGCGGAUGUUCGCGCUCAUCGGACAGUGUUUACAAAGUGCGCAGCUGGUUUCGUGUCGGUAGCUAACGCUAGCUGCUGCCCCGAGAGAGACGGGCUGCUUUUAAUAAGCUCAAGAAGACUCGGCACCAUGAAUCUGAUCCGCUUGGUGUGUCGCCAUAAGACGGCUCUCGUCAUUGGGACGGUGUCCAGUUUUGCUGCAGUCCUUGUUUUCUUGGCCAAAUGUACGUCAGAAACCCUGAAGCAGGGUCAUCCGGAUCCUCCGGGCUUAGCCCCCCACACCAAGGGUUUGCACUUUCAUCCAAACCAGCACAAUCCUGCGCCUGCGUCCAAAGAUUUGUCCGCUUUCCUUGUGGUUCUCAUCACAACGGGACCCAAGUACACGGAGCGCAGGAGCAUCAUCCGCAGCACCUGGCUUGCCAAGCGGGAUUCUGAUGUUUUGGCCAUGUUUGUGGUUGGAACUCAAGGGUUAUCGAGCGAGGACCUUCAGAAUUUGAACACGGAGCAAGGGCGACACAAGGACUUGCUGCUGCUGCCUGAUUUACGUGAUUCUUAUGAGAACUUGACACUGAAGCUGCUGCACAUGUACUCCUGGUUGGACCAGAAUGUGGACUUCAAGUUUGUCUUCAAAGCAGACGAUGACACGUUUGUGCGCUUGGACCUCCUCAAAGAGGAGCUGAAGGGGAAGGAACCCAGCAGGUUGUACUGGGGCUUCUUCUCAGGUAGAGGCCGCGUAAAAACAGCUGGCAAGUGGCGAGAAAGCUCCUGGGAGCUCUGUGACUACUACCUACCGUACGCGCUGGGCGGCGGCUACGUGCUCUCAGCUGACCUGGUACGUUACGUGCAUCUCAACGCGGGCUACUUGAAGACGUGGCAGAGCGAGGACGUGUCCCUGGGUGCCUGGCUGGCACCGGUGGACGUUCGGCGGACACACGAUCCACGCUUUGACACGGAGUAUAAAUCGCGCGGCUGCAACAACAAAUACUUGGUGACGCACAAGCAGAGCUUGGAGGACAUGUUGGAGAAACAUCAGACUCUGCAGCGGGACGGCAGGCUCUGCAAGGAGGAGGUCAAGCUGCGAUUGUCUUACAUCUAUGACUGGAGCGUACCACCAUCGCAGUGCUGCCAAAGAAAAGAUGGGAUUCCUUAGCCGCU
Messenger RNA from Nematolebias whitei (Rio pearlfish), 1321 nucleotides. It is a transcript of the gene b3galt6, whose product is annotated as UDP-Gal:betaGal beta 1,3-galactosyltransferase polypeptide 6. The record is from RefSeq and is a predicted model, not a curated record. Gene Ontology annotation, molecular function: UDP-galactosyltransferase activity. The transcript is spliced from 2 exons. The coding region runs from base 297 to 1316 and encodes 339 amino acids. NCBI's taxonomy places the organism in Eukaryota, Metazoa, Chordata, Actinopteri, Cyprinodontiformes, Rivulidae. Gene Ontology annotation, biological process: glycosaminoglycan biosynthetic process. Gene Ontology annotation, cellular component: membrane.